Molecule: messenger RNA, 828 nt
Organism: Clonostachys rhizophaga
Lineage: Eukaryota; Fungi; Ascomycota; Sordariomycetes; Hypocreales; Bionectriaceae
Source: the annotation of a GenBank genome assembly
AUGGCGCACCUACAAAAAGCCCGUGUCGUGAAGUACAAGUCGAACGAGGUUAAAAUUCCCGACAAUUUCCUUCAGGGCCCUUCACCAAUACCGGUCGUGUUGAAACCUGUUCCUUUCGCAUCUUCUUCUGUGCCAGAAUAUAAGAAAUGCUUCGCUGUGACGAUUGACAAUGUGCUCUCGCCAGAGGAGUGCUCUCAGCUAAAACAGCUUGCCGAACAAUCGGCGCUCCCGGCUGCUGAAGGCGACCCCAACCAGAGCGUCUGGAGACCUGCCACGGUAUCGCUCGCGCCCGGCCUCGAAGCUCCCGCUCCCGGAUAUAGAGAGAGCGAUCGAAUCGUGUGGGACAGCCAGGAGAUCAGCGACCGUUUGUGGGCGCGAUGUUGCCAAGCGGAGGGAUUGAAGGACCAGCUGGCUGUUAUGAGACAACGGUCUGGUCAAAAUCCUGGACGAUGGGAGUUUAGCCACAUAAACAAGAGAAUGCGCUUUCUAAAGUACUCUCCUGGUCAAUACUUUAGGCCACAUUGCGAUGGCCCCUACUAUUAUGAGGAGAAUGGGACGCGGUUCGAGACUCAGUAUACAUUUCAUCUUUACCUCAAUGAUUCAGCUGAGGUUUCACCGGAAAGCGAACUGGAGGGUGGUGCCACAAGCUUUCUGUCAUGGGACAAACAACGCCGGAUUGAUGUGAACCCCAAAGCGGGCAGCGUUUUAAUUUUCCAGCACAAAGGACUCCUCCAUGCGGGAAAUGAGGUAUUCAAGGGCGAGAAGUUCACAGUUCGAACAGAUCUUUUGUAUAAGUGGGUUGAAGAUAAACCCCCCGACGCUGCUUGA